Molecule: messenger RNA, 5005 nt
Organism: Drosophila ficusphila
Lineage: Eukaryota; Metazoa; Arthropoda; Insecta; Diptera; Drosophilidae
Gene: Dark
Exons: 11
Coding region: 289-4743 (1484 amino acids)
Molecular function (GO): ADP binding; protein binding
Source: RefSeq, a predicted model, not a curated record
ACUGUUCGUUUUGGCUACUUUUCUACAGCCGCGAUUCGUUGUUGUUAUUUGUUUUUAUUCGCCAGCUUAGUUAGGUGCAUGUGCGCAUAAAGCGCUAAUUUUAUUUAUUUCUUUAAAAUAAUUAUAUUUCGCUUAGAAAGUGCUAAAACGGUAGGAACACAAAAAAGUUUUCUACAAGUGCAGACGAAGAAUCAACUUAAUUCAGAUAAAGUGCAAUAUUUACACAUACACGUAGAAUAAUUAUUAAGGACAACGAUUUGUUAUAAAUAAACGGAGUAACCGACUUAAAUGAAUAUGGACUAUGAAACAAGAGGCCUCCAAUACCAAUACAAGGACAUUCUCUCUGUCUUCCUUGAUGUCUUUAUCAACAAUUUUGACUGCAAGGAUGUGCACGAUAACCUUCUACAAAUAUUAUCCAAAGACGAAAUAGACCACGUCAUCAAGUCUAAAGAUGCAGAUGCAGCUACCCUCCGCCUGUUCUGGAUAUUGCUCACUAAGGCGGAAAGAAUUGUUAAAUACUUCGUCGAGGAUAUUCUUAAUGCAAGGGACCAGCCCAACUACGAAUUCCUGACGGCUGCUAUCAAGGAAGAGCUGCAGAACCCCCGCACUGAGACCAGAACAUAUAUCGAGCAACGAGAUCGCCUUUUUAACGACAACCAAAUGUUUGCCAAGUACAAUGUUAACCGACUCGAACCCUAUUUAAAGCUGACAAAGGCACUCCUAGAACUGCGUCCAGCUAAAAAUGUAUUGAUCGAUGGCGUCUUGGGAUCGGGAAAACACUGGCUUGCCCUGGAUGUGUGCCUAUCCUUCAAAGUGCAACGCAAGAUGGGCUUUAAGAUAUUCUGGCUUAACUUGAAGAACUGCAUGAGUCCGGAGACAGUAUUGGAGAUGCUGCAAAAGCUUCUUCACCAGAUCGAUCCCAAUUGGACUAGUCGUAGCGAUCAAGGCAGCAAUAUCAAGCUUCGUAUUCACAGCAUCCAGGCGGAGUUGCGUCGGCUACUAAAGAGCAAACCCUAUGAAAACUGUCUUCUUGUCCUGCUUAAUGUGCAAAACCCAAAGGCUUGGAAUGCAUUUAACCUGAGCUGCAAGAUUCUUUUGACCACAAGGUUUAAGCAGGUCAGUGACUACCUCUCACCGGAAACAACGACUCAUAUCUCACUGGACCAUCAUUCGAUGACGCUUACUUCGGACGAGGUCAAGUCUUUGUUCCUCAAAUACCUCCACUGCCAACCGCAGGAUUUGCCAAGGCAAGUGCUUACGACGAAUCCGCGCAGAUUAAGCAUCAUUGCCGAGAGCAUUCGAGAUGGUCUGGCCACUUGGGACAACUGGAAACAUGUCAAUUGCGAUAAGCUCACAACCAUCAUUGAGAGUUCUUUAAACGUUCUAGAGCCCGCUGGUUACAGAAAAAUGUUCGACAGACUGUCCAUAUUCCCUCCCUCUGCACGAAUACCAAUUUAUCUCCUAUCGCUGAUUUGGUUUGACGACAAAUCCGAUGGCGACGAUGCGAUGGUGGUGGUUAACAAGCUCAAUAAAUAUUCAUUGGUGGAAAAGCAACCCAAAGAGUUUACCAUUAGUAUACCUGCCAUAUACUUGGAGUUGAACCCAAAGGUUGAUGACGAGCCUGCACUGCAUCGCAGAAUAGUUGAACGCUAUAACAUACCAAAGGCCUUCGACCACAAUGACUUGAUACUGCCCUCCCUAGAUCGGUAUUUCUAUAGCCACAUUGGGCAUCAUCUCAAGACCCUUGAGCACGACGAGCGGGUGACUUUCUUUCGAAUGGUCUUUCUCGAUUUUCGCUUCCUAGAACAAAAGAUUCGGCAUGAUACAACGGCUUGGAAUGCCAGCGGAUCAAUACUGAACACGCUACAGCAGCUGAAGCUCUACAAGCCAUACAUUUGCGACAAUGACUCUAAGUACGAGCACUUAGUAAAUGCAAUUCUGGUUUUCUUGCCAAAGAUCGAGGAAAGCCUUAUUCGUUCAAAGUAUUCGGACCUCCUAAGGAUUGCCCUGAUGGCCGAGGACGAGGCAAUUUUCGAAGAGGCCCGAAGACAGGUGCAACGAUUUGGAGAUCGAGUUUGGUUUACAGAGCAUGGUCGCUUCCACCAGCACCGUCAGAUCAUUAACCUGGGCAACAACGAGGUGCGCCUCGCAGUUUACCUGAAUAUGGACUUUUGCCUAAUGGCACUGGAUAACCAGCAGCUGCUGCUAACCGACGUUUCGUUGGAGGCAGAGGACACCUACCUUCUUAAGGACGAGAAUGACAGCAGUGAAAUCCUUCGGAUGGCGGUUUUUAACCACCAGAGGCACCUAAUCACGCUGCACAGUAACGGCAGCGUGAAGCUUUGGUCACUGUGGCCCGAUUGUCCUGGACGGCGCCACAGUGGUGGCAGCAAACAACGUGUGCGUUCCUCUGCCUCCGCCCAUCUUCGAAGUCCGACAGGCACGCGAAGCUACCAGCAGCUGGUGAACAGCGUGGUAAAGCGUUUAAUUGGCAGUUAUGGAGAACAGAAAAUUGUGGCUUUCUAUCUGAAUGAAGAAGCCAAUUUGCCCGAAACUAAGACCCAAUUACAUCUGGCCUUCAGCAAUGGUGAUAUAAGCAUCUUGGACUGGGACGAUCAGGAUCAUAUAUUUAAAGUCUCUCAUACACCGCCCUUAAAGACUCCCCAAACCAAUAUCCGCUGCUUUGUGCAGGUUUUGAAGCGAUAUUACGUGGUAUGUAACUCCAGCUGCACGCUGACAGUCUGGGAUUUGCGAAGUGGUUCCUUCGUAGAUGAAAUUCAGAGCUUAAGUAUCGAUAACGACAAGCCCUUGGCAUUGGAGGCAUUCGACGAACGGCAUCAUAACGCUACCGUGUUAAUGGUUUUCAAGCACAGCGUUUGGAGGCUCAAAAUUAUGCCCGGUCCAACUUUUGCACCGUUGCAGUCGGAGGCAGUGCAGCUACCGGAGGGCAGUUUCAUCACAUGCGGCAAACGAUCGGCUGACGGACACUACCUUUUGCUAGGUACGUCAGAGGGCAUCAUUGUCUACGAUCUUCGGAUCUCAUCUCCUGUUCUGCGCAGCAAUGUUAGCGAACAUAUUGUAUGUGUGGAUAUUUACGAGCUGUUUGAUCCUGUUUAUAAGUAUAUCGUUUUGUGCGGAGCCAAAGGCAAGCAGUUGGUCCAUGUGCACACGUUACGCUCUGUAAGCACUUCAGAUACCCAUCCAGGUCGGCGAAUCGCCUGGGUACACAGCGCAGAUGAGAAGAGCGUUAUGACAAGGGCUUGCCUGGAGCCAAAUGUCUACCUGCGUUCGCUGAUGGACAUGACAAGCGAACGGACGCAACUUUUGGCUGUUGACUCCAAAGAGCGCAUCCACCAAAUUGAAACUGCCACCGAUCCAAUUGCCCGCAGGAGGUCCAGUAUUUCUGCCUGGUCCAUAAUAACGCCCACGCAUGCGGCCAGUAACACUAGGAUUACUACGAUAUCCGCUGAGAACGGCGAGCAGAUUUUUGCUGGCUAUAUGGACGGGGUGACCAUAGAUGUUAACCGCGAUGCAGUGCUACCUCAGCAGUUUAUAACAGAGCCCAUCGACUACCUCAAACAGAUCAGUCCGCAACUGUUGGUGGCGUCGGCUCAAGGCGCUCAGAAGACUGUGAUAUUCAACCCUGACAAGACAGAUCAGAUUGUGCCCGAUGAUCAAUGGCCACUGCAUCUGGAUGUCGGCACCAAGUACGCUUCUCUACAGCGGGAAAAGUUUAUUAUAUUGUUUUCCGACCAAGGGGUCUGCCAUUUGGAUUUAGACAACCCGUCUGCAUUCGUGUGUCCUGAAGAGUCUGAGGAAUCCCUUGUUGGCUUUGAUCUAAAAAAUGACCUUCUUUUCCUGGCCCAUGGAAACAACACCAUUGAAGUUUUCCGAAUAAUAUUCAGGGGCAACCAACUUAGGUACGAACCGAUCUGCGAGGGAAAAAUCGCCCAGAAAGCCAAUAUUAGUUACUUGAGGGCCACGGAGGAUGGCACCAUGUUUGCACUGGGUUUCGAAAAUGGCACUUUAGAGCUCUUUGCCCUGGAGGACAGACAAAUAGAAUUGAUCUAUAGUAUUCAGGAGGUCCACGAGCACUGCAUUCGCCAGCUGCGCUUUUCGCCGUGCAAGCUCCUUCUGAUUAGUUGCGCGGAGCAGCUGUGCUUUUGGAACGUGACGCACAUGCGCAACAACCAGAUAGAGCGGCAGCAGAAUCAGAGGCGCAGUCGUCGCCACAAACAGCACAAUGUGACACAGGGGGAUGCCGUGGAUGCGGCGCCCAUUGGACCGGACAUGGAUAUUGAUCCCUCGUUCAUUGCCCGGGAAUUCCUUUCUGAGACUCGAGACGAAAUGGUCCUGUGGCGGAACAAGCGUGGCAACGCCAUCCGUCCCGAACUCUUGGCCUGCAUCAAGUUCGUGGGCAAUGAAGCGCAUCAGUUCUUUACCGAUGCCAAGUUCUCGCACUUCUACGUCAUAGACGACGAGGGUGUCUAUUACCAUCUCCAGCUCCUGGAGUUAAACAGAUUGCACCCCCCACCUGAGCCGGACCCCGUGGAGAUUACUGAUCAUCCGCUGGAAGAGAUCCAUGACUUGCAGUAUGAAGACUUGAAAGACCUCAGGAUAAUCGAAAGCGCUUUUGCCGAAGAUGAGGCUGACGAGGGUGCUGAUGUGGUGGGCAAUUUGAUCCUUGAGAAGAACUGCAAAGUAAAGGAUGCCGAUCCAAUUCUUGUUGAUACAAGCUCAUGACGCCAGUGGUGCGCCUCUCUGCGGCGCACGAACCAGGAAAGCCCCAACUAUAACAUGGCAUUUAUAGGACUCCUGCUCUAUUACCUAGUGGUAUUGCUUUUCUACCUCCUGGGACCAGAUCUAUCCUAGGCAACUGUAGCUGGAACCGGUACGAGUCAUCUAAGUACAAUAUCUCAGAGGGCGGUGGGUGCGUUGCCCUGCCUUUUGUUUGGCCACCCGAGUAACCGCCACCAAAUAAACGACAUUUAACGAAAAACACAAA